This is a messenger RNA of Fusarium venenatum, 4344 nucleotides long. The record is from RefSeq and is a predicted model, not a curated record. Lineage: Eukaryota; Fungi; Ascomycota; Sordariomycetes; Hypocreales; Nectriaceae.
AUGUCUGAGACCAAAGAUCUUUCCUCUCAGGUCCAAGACACAACAAAAGAUACUGCUUCCAACGAGCAGCAAUCCUCUGGUGCGUUUGGCAGUCCCCAACGAAGUUUGGCGCUUAUCGUCCCCAUUGCAGUCAACUAUGACCAAUCAGUCCCUAGGAGUGGUGUUGUGAAUGAUGCUGGUGAUAUCCUCGACGAUGCUGGCAAGACUGUCGGCAAAGUCGCUGACACCGAUAACCUCAAGGACCUCGUAGGCAACACCGUCAAUACCGCUGGCGAAGUUGUCAACUCUUCAGGCGAUGUCCUAGGCAAGACACUGCCAAUAAGACAAGGAAAGCCUGAAGAGGAAGAGGACUCCCACGACGAGGAGAAGAGCGAAUACACAACCCAGACCAAGGACAAGAAGUCUGGUGGUUUGGGAGACGCUGUCGGCAGCGUUACCAGCGCUGUUGGAGGAGUGACAGGAGCGGUUGGCGACACUGCCAAGAGCGCCACGGACACUGUCGGCGAAACAACCAAAGGCGCUACCGAUGCCGUCGGUGACACAGCCAAGGGUGCUACCGACACUGUUGGCGACGUGACUGACGACGCUGGCGCCAAGUCAGAAGCUACAUCCCAAGCCACCGACACCAAGACACCCGCAGAGACCCCCAAGGCCCCCGAAGUAAAGGCAGAGACACCUGAUGUUAAGGACGAGGCAUCUGAUGUCAAGGACGAAGCAUCUGAUGUCAAGGACGAGACGACAGAGCAAAAGGACAACAUCACUCUUGAGGAUCGAGAGGCACCAGCCGAUGCCGAUGACAAGCUCAAGGAGGUUGCUCCCGAGCCCGAAGAAGCCAAGGAAGCCACCAAGGACGCUCCUGAGGAGGCCAAGGACGCUUCUGAGGAGGCCAAGGACAUCCCUGAAGAGGCCAAAGAGGACGUUACCUCCAAGGUCGACGAGCAAGAUGUCCCCAAGCCCGAGGAUGUCGAGGACAAGCUUCAGGAGAAGACUGACGUUGCUAAGGACGAAGCUUCCAAGUCUGAGGUUCCUGAAGCUGAUGUUUCCAAAUCCGAAGCUCCUGCCGAUGAGAUCCCCAGCGGUGAAACUCCUGCAGAUGACGACAAUUCUAAGGCACCUGGUGAUGAUCUGAAGUCUGUUGCUCCCGGAGAGGAUGCUGCAGGUGUCACCGACGAGGUCCAGAGCAAGGCCGCUCAGGGCGAGGAUGCUGCUCAGGACAAGGUUUCGGAAGCCGAAAAGGCUGCUGAGGAUGUUCCUGAGGACGUCCCUGAGGACGUCAAGAGCAAGACUGCUGAGGGAGAGAAAGCCGCUGAAGAUCUCCCCGAGGAUGCCCAGAGCAAGAUUUCUGAGCGUGAAGAUGAUGCUCAGGACAAGCUUGACGAGGGUGAGAAGGCCGCCGAGGAGCUCCCUGAGGAUGCCCAAAGCAAGGCUCCAGAGGGCGAGCAAGUCGCUGGCGACGUCGCCGAUGAGGCCAAGGAUAAGGCCGCGGAAGGUGAAGAUGCUGUCGAUGAGAAGACCGCUGAAGCUGAGGACGCUGCCAAGGAGCCUCUCGACUUCUCCGUCCUCAAGGGCACCACUGUCGACAAGGAGGGCAACCUCGUCAACGACAAGGGUGACAAGAUCGGCAAGAUUGUCGAAGGUGAGCUCAAGCAGCUCAUCGGCCUCAGCUGUGACGACCAAGGUCAGAUCUGGGAUAAGACUGGCAAGCAGCUUGGCAAGGCUGAGCCUAUCCCCGAGUGGGACCGCGAGCAGAAGGACUUUUCUAUUCUCAAGGGCACUACCGUCAACAAGGAGGGUAAUCUUGUAAACGACAAGGGUCACCUCAUCGGACGUGUCAUUGAGGGCGAGAUCAAGCAGCUCGUUGGCCUUUCUUCCGACGACCAGGGCGUCAUUUGGGACCGCACUGGCAAGCAGGUCGGCAAGGCCGAGCCCCUCCCUGAGUGGGAGCGUGGUGAACAGAAGGAUUACAGCAUCCUGAAAGGCAUGACUGUCGACAAGAACGGUAACCUCGUCAACGAGAAGGGUCACCUCUUCGGAAAGGUCGUUGAGGGUGAGAUCAAGCAACUUAUCGGUCUCUCCUCUGACGAUCAAGGUGUCAUCUGGGACAAGACUGGCAAGGCUGCUGGUAAGGCCGAGCCUCUUCCCGAGUGGGAGCGCGGCGAGCAGAAGGACUUCUCUAUCCUCAAGGGGGCUGUUGUCGACAAGGAGGGUGGUCUCACUAACGACAAUGGAGAUACCAUCGGCAAGGUCACUGAGGGUGAGAUCAAGCAGCUCGUUGGCCUCAAGUCCGAUGAGAACGGUAAGAUCUGGAGAGACGGCAAGGUUGUUGGCCAGUCUGAGCCUCUGGCUGAAUGGGAACGUGUCCAGAAGAAGGAUCGAUCCAUCCUCAAGGGAGCUGUUGUCAAUAAGGAUGGUGGUCUCACUAACGACAAGGGAGAUACCAUCGGCAAGGUCACUGAGGGUGAGAUCAAGCAGCUCGUUGGCCUUAAGUCCGACGAGAACGGUAAGAUCUGGAGAGAUGGCAACGUCGUCGGCCAGGCUGAUCCCCUCGAGGAGUGGGAUCGCGUCCAGAAGAAGGACCGAUCCGCUCUCAAGGGCAGCAAGGUUAACAAGGUCGGCAAGCUUGUUGAUUCCAACGGCAACGUUGUCGGAAAGGUUGUUGAAGGUGACCUGAAGGAGCUUCUCGGCAAGCGUUCCGACGAGAACGGUGAUAUCUGGAACGACUCUGGAGAGGUCAUCGGCAAGGGUGAGCCUGUCUCUGCCUCCGAACGCGAAGAGAAGUCCUCGGCUCCCUUCGAGAACUUCCCUGGUGCCACCGUCGAGUCUGAUGGACGUGUCAUGUACCAAGGCGAGCAGGUUGGCGAGGUUAUUGAGGGUAACCCCAAGGAGCUCAAGGGCAGCAAGGUCGAUGAGGAUGGUGACAUUCUCGACCGCCGCGGUAACACCGUCGGUAAGGCCAAGCGCUGGGAAGCUCCCGAGGCUGAGGAGGAGAAGCCUGUCGACAACUCUGCUCUUGCUGGCAAGCGUGUCAACAAGGCCGGAAACCUCGUCAGCGAGUCAGGCGAGAUCUACGGUCGUGUCAUUGAGGGUGAUGUCCAGAAGCUUGUCGGACGCAUGUCUGACCGCGAUGGAAACAUCCGAAGUGAGUCUGGAGACAUCAUCGGCAAGGCUGAGCUUGUCUCUGAGGGCGAGCGCGGUGGCAAGAAGGAUGGUCCUUUCGCCGAGCUCAAGAACUGUACCGUCGCCAAGGAUGGUAAGGUUGUCAACCAAGCUGGCGAGACUGUUGGCCGACUUGUUAUUGGAGAUGCUAAGGCUCUCGUCGGACGCUCUGUUGAUGAUGACGGCGAGAUUGUCGACUCCAAUGGCAAUGUUAUUGGCAAAGCCGAGCGCUGGGAGGAGCCUGAGAAGGAGAAGACACACAACCCUCUUGCUGGCCGCAAGGUGAACCGUGAGGGCAACGUUGUUGACGCUGACGGUAACAUCAUUGGCAAGCUCACCAGCGGUGAGAUCCUCGACUGCCAGGGCAAGGAGGUUGAUGAGGACGGCGAUGUCUUUAACCAGAAGGGCAGCGUCGUUGGUCACGUCUCCCUUCUUGAGGACAUCCCCAAGGAGGAGGAGCCUGAAGAGGCACCCGAGCCUGAGGGUGAGACUGAGGAGGAGCGCAUCAAGCGCGAGCAGGCCGAGGCUGAUAUCAAGGCUGAGAAGGAUGAGGCUGAGAAGAACAAGAAGCUUGCUCAGCAGCUCUCCUACCAGAUUGAGCAGACUCUGGAGCGACUCCGACCCAUCUGCAAGUCCAUCAACGACAAGAUCAGCGCUGCUGAGGCUCAGAAGCCUGAGGACCGUGACGAGGAGGAACUUGUCCGACAGGUCAAGCCUCUAAUCGAGGACGGUGGAAAGCUUCUCACUGAGUGCAACGGCAUCAUCCGCGGUCUUGACCCUGAUGGUCGCAUUGGUCGCAAUGCUAAGCAGAAGACUGCUGCUGGUGAGGCUACUCCUGAGGAAGCUCACCUUGCCAACGUUCUGAAGGAGCUUUCUACUGAGAUCCAAACCUGUAUCGAUGAGGGCAAGCGCAAGCUCGAGGGUAUGCCCCACGCCAAGAAGGAGAUCAACCCUCUCUGGGGUCUCCUUGCCGAGCCUCUCUUCCAGAUUGUCGCUGCUGUCGGUCUCCUGCUUAGCGGUGUUCUCGGCCUCGUUGGCAAGCUUCUCGGUCCCAUCCUUGGACCUCUUCUGAACGGUCUUGGCCUUGGUGGCCUCCUUGACGGUCUUCUUGGUGGUCUUGGUCUCAAGAAGAUCCUCGGAAGCCUUGGUCUUGGUGACGUCGUCGGCACUGUUACUGGAAAGAAAUAA